Molecule: messenger RNA, 2113 nt
Organism: Lindgomyces ingoldianus
Lineage: Eukaryota; Fungi; Ascomycota; Dothideomycetes; Pleosporales; Lindgomycetaceae
Product: seven-hairpin glycosidase
Exons: 2
Coding region: 71-1849 (592 amino acids)
Biological process (GO): N-glycan processing; carbohydrate metabolic process
Cellular component (GO): endoplasmic reticulum; Golgi membrane
Molecular function (GO): calcium ion binding; mannosyl-oligosaccharide 1,2-alpha-mannosidase activity
Source: RefSeq, a predicted model, not a curated record
UUUCUAGGCUGCAGGCUGCCUCCACUAUUCCUCCCUCUCCAUGUGCCUUUCGGUUUUCCUGUAAUCUAAUAUGGCACUUCUCCGGCGAUACGGCGCCUACCUAGCCAUUGCUGCCGCUUUUGUCUACUUCCUCUACACUCUUAGUUUCCCAUACCAGUCGGAACCGAGCGAGGUGCCCCAUCGCCACAAUCAACAUGGCGGUAGUAAACAAGCCCCGCAACAAGGGUCUUACAAAUGGGCCAAAAUACCCCUCAAGCACCCCGUAACCUCCAUGAUCCCGCUGCCCACUGGCUCCCCCCUUCCGCUCCCAAAGAUCCAAUUCGACUUCGGCACGGAGGACAAGACGGCAAAAAAUAUAAGAGAGAAAAGGCUAACUGAAGUAAAGAAGGCGUUUGAGAGAUGCUGGAGGUCUUACCGUGAAAGGGCGUGGAUGCAGGACGAGUUGGAGCCUAUCACCGGAGGAUCAAAGAACCCAUUUGGAGGAUGGGCAGCUACGUUGAUCGAUGCGCUCGACACGCUGUGGAUAAUGGACCUACAAGAAGAAUUCCACUCGGCAAUGAAAGAUGUGGCUGCGAUUGAUUUCGGAAGGACGGAUUCGGAACGGGUGAACGUGUUUGAGACAAAUAUCAGGCAUCUUGGUGGGCUGUUAGCUGCAUACGAACUCAGUGGCGAGAAGAUUCUCUUGCAGAAAGCAAAGGAGGUGGGCGAAAUGCUAUAUCAUGCAUUUGACACACCUAAUCGUAUGCCCAUAACAAGAUGGGAUUUUCACAAGGCAGGCGCGGGCAAAGCGCAAGUUGCUGAUGAAACGGUUCUGGUUGCCGAGAUUGGCUCUCUCACCAUGGAGUUCUCCCGUCUCUCCCAGCUUACCAAUGAUCCGAAGUGGUACGACGCCAUCAGUCGCAUUAUGGAAGUCUUCGAGAAACAGCAAGGCAAGACUAGAUUGCCCGGCAUGUGGCCCAUCGUAGUAAACGCCAGGAAGCCCGACUUCACCCAGGAUACUGGAUUUACUUUGGCAGCCAUGGCCGAUUCUCUGUACGAGUACUUGCCGAAGACAUAUGCUCUGCUUGGCGGCCUGAAUCCUCUGUACAAGAAGCUAUACCAGGGAUCGAUGAAGACCGCUAUCAGGCACACACUGUACCGACCAAUGACUCCCGAAAACGCCGAUAUCCUUAUGUCCGGUUUCGUCCGUGCAGAAGGGUCUGAAGCUAAUCUCUACCCUGAAAUGCAGCACUUAGUAUGUUUCGCUGGAGGCAUGUUUGCCCUUGGCGGCAAAAUCUUCGAAAAUGAGGAGCACGUUGCGAUUGGUCGGAAGCUCGCCGAUGGUUGUGUAUGGGCUUACAAAGCCCUACCCUUUGGUAUCAUGCCAGAAGUUUCCCAUCUCUACGCAUGCCCUAAUACCACUGAAUGCGACUGGGACGAGCAGAUCUGGAAGGACGAGGUAGCAAGAAGGGCAGACUUGGGCACUGAAAAGGAUCCUCUGCAGAACAUAGCUAACUUGAGAUUACCGAAAGGCUUUACUGCCAUAAACGAUCGACGUUACAUCCUUCGGCCGGAGGCAAUUGAGAGCGUAUUCAUUCUAUAUCGAAUCACUGGUCAACAGCAGUGGCAGGCAGCUGCUUGGGAUAUGUUCACGGCCAUCCAGCAGAAUACCCAAACCGACUUGGCGAAUGCUGCGUUGAUAGAUGUUUCUGUGUCAGACUCAUCGCCGCCGAAGAUGGAUUCUAUGGAGAGUUUUUGGAUGGCAGAAACUUUGAAGUAUUUCUAUCUUAUUUUCAGCGAGCCCAACGUUAUCAGCCUAGACGACUACGUAUUCAAUACCGAGGCACAUCCCUUGAAAAUCCCGAAAUGAGGAUGCUGACAUAUAAGAGAUAAGCCGUUAUCUUUAUUUGAGAGCAGCCCCAGUGGUCCCGGUGCUGUCUGCGGAUCUGAAGCAACACACUUUGUAUAUUGAAUUGUAACCAUAGUUGUAUUCAGCAACUGCCCCAUCUCCCGGUAGCGUGUCGGCGCUCAAGACGGUUGUUCAAGGUGGAUGUAGAUACCCAUCACCAGUACACGAGAAAUCAAAGUAUUUGCAGACCAUUGUUGGGUUGUCCAGGGAUGACGUCUAUCCCAG